GGUAAGAAUCCAGAAUGUUCCCUCUGCUUCUAGUUCUACGCUUAUAAGCCCUAAACCAACCCUCUCUCUCCGAAUCGAUCGGAUCCCCCAAUCAUUCAUUGCUCAUGGCUUCUUCAGCUGCCGCCACUUUGUUCUCCCUCUCUUGGUCUAAUCCUGCUGCCGCCGCCUCUGGCGCCUCUCCGCCGUUGAUGCCCACUCGUCGUCUUCCUUCCACGGUCUGCCACUUCCCGGAGUCGUACUCUCUUCGCUGGUCUGAGCGGUCCCAAGCCCUCGCCGCCGCCUACAGAAGAAGAGACGAUCUCAAGGCAAGGGCACAGAUGAAUGAAUCUCAAGGUUUGUCACCAGUAGAUGCAUUGGCAAAUGUGAAGCAUUUACUUCUUCCCAUCACAGAUCGAAAUCCUUACCUAUCAGAGGGAACAAGACUGGCUGCUUCAACUACCACGUCCCUUGCAAAAAAGUAUGGUGCUGACAUAACAGUAGUUGUUAUUGAUGACAAGCCAAAAGAAUCAAUCCCCGAGCAUGAUGCUCAAUUGUCUAGCAUCAGAUGGCACCUUUCUGAAGGUGGAUUUAAGGAGUUCGGCUUGAUGGAACGACUGGGGGAAGGGAAGAAGCCAACUGCUAUAAUAGGCGAGGUUGCCGACGACUUGAAUUUGGAUCUCGUGGUCUUAAGUAUGGAGGCCAUUCAUUCGAAGCAUGUCGAUGCAAAUCUAUUGGCAGAGUUCAUUCCUUGCCCUGUGUUACUCUUGCCUCUCUAGAUGACAAAAUAUCCUGGUUGCUCGGCGAUGUAAAUCUUUGCAAUUUCGGAGAAUUAUUGAUCUUCUUUGUCAUCAUCUACACUACCAAGCACAUUUUCUGAAAAUAGGAUGCAUUAGCUAUAAGCUUGCAUCAAGAUCAAACACAUAUAUAUAAGUUUAAUAAAGUAGUAGCAGGAUGGCCAGCAUUUUCAGCAA
Zingiber officinale is the source of this 950-nucleotide messenger RNA. RefSeq lists its product as uncharacterized. Lineage: Eukaryota; Viridiplantae; Streptophyta; Magnoliopsida; Zingiberales; Zingiberaceae. Bases 105 to 755 code for a protein of 216 amino acids. The transcript has 5 exons. The record is from RefSeq and is a predicted model, not a curated record.